Messenger RNA from Tarenaya hassleriana, 3436 nucleotides. RefSeq names its product protein MEI2-like 2. Gene Ontology annotation, molecular function: RNA binding. Lineage: Eukaryota; Viridiplantae; Streptophyta; Magnoliopsida; Brassicales; Cleomaceae. The record is from RefSeq and is a predicted model, not a curated record. The transcript has 14 exons. Bases 198 to 2480 code for a protein of 760 amino acids.
AUCGGUCUUUUUCUUUUUUAUUUUCUUUUCUGCUGAGUAUAAUCUCCCGGCACCAAGGGAGGAGGAGGUGGAGUAUAAGAAAGAAAUUCCUCUUCUUCCACGAAACUCUCUCUCUCUCUCGAUUCUUUUGUGAUAUCUUUGAGAAGAAUUUGUUCGAUCGAGCAACUUAGCCUUGUUCAUCUGUUCCAUCAAAGGACAUGUCAAAGAGUCCUUUGGCGAGUGGACCAUCGGGAAGUCCUCAUGGACGCGAUGCAUAUCCGACUUCAAGUCAUGUGACCUUGUUCUCAAGCUCUUUGCCCACACUUUCUCAUGAAAAGCUUGUUUAUACUGAUUCAGACAGUUGGCUCUCCCUCGAUGAUAGCUCGCCCAAUUUGAACAAGUUAGCCACAGGAAACUCAGAGAAGGAUUCAUCCGAAGAUGUUGAGCCUAACUCAUUGGAAAUUUUGCUGCCUGAGGAUGAAAACGAGCUCCUUCCUGGUCUCAUCGACGAGCUUAAUUUCAAUGGUCUGCCUGACGAACUGGAGGAUCUGGAAGACUGUGAUGUGUUUUGCAUGGGAGGGGGUCUGGAAUUGGACGUUGAACCCCGAGACAAUCAUGUUGUUGAUGUAUCAGAGAUUCAGAUGUCUGGUCGAGGUGUUGCAGAUUCCCUUAUUCCCCGUAAGUUUCCCAACAUGUCUGGAAGAUCUUCAGUGGAACAUCCUCACGGUGAACAUCCUUCGAGGACAUUAUUCGUGAGAAACAUCAACAGCAAUAUCGAGGACUCUGAGUUAAGGGCCCUCUUUGAGCCGUUUGGAGAGAUCAGAAGUUUGUACACUGCAUGCAAAAGCAGGGGCUUUGUAAUGAUAUCCUACUAUGAUAUCCGAGCUGCUCAUACUGCACUGCGCGCAUUACAGGGCACACUUUUAAGAAAAAGGACAUUGGACAUCCACUUUUCGAUUCCCAAGGAAAAUCCAUCAGAGAAAGAUAUGAAUCAAGGUACUCUUGUAGUUUUCAACGUGGAUACAUCUGUGUCGAAUGACGAGCUCUGUCAGAUUUUCAGUGUCUAUGGUGAGGUUAAAGAGAUUAGAGAAACCCCGCACAGGCGAUUCCAUAGGUUCAUUGAGUACUUUGAUGUUAGACAUGCAGAGGCAACUCUGAAAGCACUUAACAGAAGCGAGAUAGGUGGAAAACGAAUCAAGCUUGAACUUAGCCGCCCUGGUGGGGCCCGUCGGCUCUCGGUUCCAAUAGCUGGUCAGGACAUGGAGAGACAUGAAGCUCAGAGCUUCUUCAACCAGGUAGGUUCGCAGAUUGCCGGUUCUCCUCCAGGUAAUUGGGCAAACACUGGGCCUCCAAUCAGCGCCAAAAGUUCACAUGCUUUUCCGCGGUCUCACGGACUAGAAAUCGUCAGGCCAGCAAACCCCGGCAACCCGCACGGCUUGGCUUCGAUUCUCCCAUCUCAUUCAACUGUCUCUCCAAUAUUUUCACCCACUGGUAAUGACCAAGGAGUAAUGACUCUGAACAAGGGUCUGUUUCGCAACACUUUCUAUGCGGAGCCUCGUUCUUUUCCCGAGCAUUCAGCAGGGGCGGUUUCCAACUCUAUGCGAUUUCUCGAUUCGCGUUUCUCGGUUUCUUCCGGGACGUCAUCUGAUCACGGCUAUCUAUGGGGAAGUCCUCCUCAGGCCUUCAAUUAUUCUGGUCACGCUGGAUCGAUGUCAUCUUCUGGGCGUCCUUUCACCGCUCGGCAUGGUUUUCCAUACUCUGGUAGACAAGGUUCCCUGCUUGGUAAAUACCAGCAUCAUGUGGGCUCUGCUCCCUCAAGCAUUCAUCUCGGUGCCCAAAUAAGCUACAGUUGGGAGUCACAAGGGAUCAAUGGACAGUUUCUGACGGAAAUCCGAGCUCAUCCACAAGAAAAAUCUGGCGUCGGUCUUCCAUGGAGCCAAACUGAACCUGAUUUCCCCGGUUUUGGCAUGUUGCCAACGCCUCAAGCCCGUUAUAGCGGGAAUCCGGGAUCGGGAUCUACGAGGACUGAACGGUAUGUUGAGCAUGACAGGGUCCAGCAGCUUGAGAAUCACACUCAAACCCAAAUCAUGGAUGAUAGAUGGUGUCAUGUGGAUUUGGACAGAAUUACUACGGGAGAUGAUAUCCGGACUACAUUAAUGAUUGAGAACAUCCCAAACAAGUACACUUUCAAGAUGCUGACAGCUGAAAUCGAUGAAAAACACAAGGGAGACUACGACUUUCUCUACUUGCCAGCCGACUUUAAGAACAAGUGCAACCUGGGUUAUGCUUUGAUCAAUAUGGUCUCUCCUUUGCACAUCGUUCCCUUCCACCAGACUUUUAACGGGAAAAGGUGGGAGAAGUUCAAUACUGGGAAGAUCGCUACCUUGGCAUAUGCAAAGAUCCAAGGCAAGGCUGCUCUCGUUUCAUACACGCAAAGUUCAAGUCCUGUUAAUGAAGAAAAGCAAUGGUUACCCAAUGAAUUCCAGUCCGAGGGUCAAUAGUCUCGUAAUCAGGAUCAUGCAGGGGCAUCUUCCAUCAACCAGUUCGAACUUUGCUGCUUUUAAUCCCGGUUGGUCUUACACCACGGAACUUCUAGAGAGGUAGACAGAGACAAUCGAUGAAGAUUCUGGAGGAAUCUGAGAUCGAUUUGGAAUAGUUCUGCUUCUCCAGAACUUCCGACGUGUAACACCGACUGAUCCUUCCAUGGCAGACCAGAGUCUCCUCCUACCCUCAUUCCCAAAAUCCCGGAAGUUUGAUACAACAUCCGCAUCGGACUCAGUUUUGUUGGUACAGGGUACAGAUAUAAGCCCACCGAAACAUCGAUCUGAAUCCCAAGUAGUAAAAAAGAAAACAAAAGGGACAGAUGAGCUGUGAUAAAGCACGGUGGUGGAGUACUGAGGUUUUGACAUGGCUCAGGCAGGCGCCGACGGGUAAAUAUCCGAAGCUCCAUUUCCAUUUGCGAGCAGUAGCUUCAUCAGCAGCAGCAGCAUCCAAAGGAAGACGAUCGAAAACAGUGUUCAUGAAAGCAGCCCUUAACACGACAGGACCAGAAGCAAUAAGCCCUCUGACCAUUCCCCCCACGAUCUGUUCCUGAGGCCGGGCUAAGUAAAUAGUCAGAACGGUCAUCCCGACCGGUGCAGGUGGAGGCAAGACGGAUCCAAGCAAAGACAGAAUCUUGAACCGGCUGUGCAACAUUAUGACUGCCCCCGGGCUGACCGGUUGCCUCAACGUGACAGUCGUGACGCAGCCAUUUGCGCUGAGAAUGCGAGUCCCCUCUGCUUCCUUCUCGAGAAAUCAGCCAACGUCUCACAGACAUCACAGCCUGAACCAAUCUCAACAGCCUGGGCUCGGAGAGCGUUUUUACAUAUAUGCUUACAGUUUUUGGUGUUGAUGAUUUUAGAUGUAGGGCCCUCUCAUGCUGGUUGGGCCACCGAGUUUGAACUCUGUUUUUGCCCCU